Lotus japonicus is the source of this 957-nucleotide messenger RNA. RefSeq lists its product as uncharacterized. Lineage: Eukaryota; Viridiplantae; Streptophyta; Magnoliopsida; Fabales; Fabaceae. The coding region runs from base 1 to 957 and encodes 318 amino acids. The transcript has 8 exons. Gene Ontology annotation, cellular component: mitochondrial outer membrane. The record is from RefSeq and is a predicted model, not a curated record. Gene Ontology annotation, molecular function: ATP hydrolysis activity; ATP binding.
AUGGGGAGAUGCCUUCACCAAGGGGACCCAAUGUCACAUUUUCUUUUUCUCAUUGUGGCGGAAGGCCUCAAUGGCCUUCUUAGAAAGGCGGUGGAUAUUGGUAGAUUUAAAGGGUUCUCUUUUGGAGGUGAUAAGGACUUAUCUAUCUCCAUGGUACAAUUUGCGGAUGUCACACUAUUCAUAGGGGAAGCUUCAAGACAAAUAAAUGGGGGUUUGGAGAGAUGGAACUUGGACUUGGGAGUUUGGUUGGAGAAGGAGUCUGAGAGACCACGCACCACCGAACCUUCCUCUUCUUCCUCGGUUCCGGUUCCGAUUCCGGUUCCUGUUCCUGUUCCUCCUAGUCCUAGGUCGAAGAAUGAGCUGCUGAAGGAGCAGCUUAAUCAAGAUGCUGAGGAUCUCAAAGUGAAAAGGAAUGAGCUUGUUAUCCUACAUGGACUUCAGUUGUUGAACUCUAACAAUAAUGAAUCAAAGAAGGAUCUUGUAUUUGAAGACGAAUAUGAGAAAAGGCUCCUGGAUAAUGUCAUCACACCUAGUGACAUUGGUGUUAGUUUUAAUGAUAUUGGGGCUCUUGAAGAUGUGAAGGAUACACUGAAGAAAUUGGUGAUGCUCCCCAUACAAAGGCCUGAGCUCUACACCAAGGGGAAAUUAACCAAGCCGUGCAGAGGUAUCCUUUUAUUUGGUCCCCCGGGAACAGGUAAAACAAUGCUUGCAAAGGCAAUUGCUACUGAUGCUGGGGCAAACUUUAUCAACAUUUCUCUGUCUAGCAUUACUUCUAAGUUUAAUGGCGAGGAGGAGAAAUUUGUGAAAGCUAUGUUCUCUGUGGCGAGGAAAAUUUCUCCUACUGUUAUAUUUGUCGAUGAAAUGUGUGCUGCUGUUGAUCUUUUCUGCUGUGGUUCAGUUGUUGUUACUUUUGAUGCUGUUAAUUCGGUGCCUGCUUGCGUUGUGAGAAGGAGUUGA